AGACGAAUGCGACAAAAUAGGCGACUGUACCUCCAGCCCUGCCCUCGCCGAUCACUCAGUUUCUUCUUCACGCCUCCACCGGACCACCAUGGGUUUAUUUUCAGAUCGCCACUGCCUUUGCUGAAGGAAUAUUCAGGACAUCUAUAUGGCCUUACUAUUAUUAAACUUCAAAGUCAAGGCCAGAGGCCAUGAAACACGGAGCAACAUUUUUUCCCCCAAACAAGAGACUUUCAUAUCAAGAGUUCUAAUUUUGUUAUGCUUUGAGAGUUGGGUUCUGUUUUGUGUGAGAGAGGAAACCAAAAGAUGUGAGGGGGAUGGGUUUUGUAAAUGAAAGAGAGGGGGCUCAAAUGGGUGAGGCCCAAAGAGUUGAGGUGGCAGUGGGACACAAGCGGACAUCUAUGGCGUCCAAUGAUGUUCGGAUGAAGAAUGCUUCUGGAAAGGCUCCCGACGUUGGUGCGAUCUUCAUGUCAAACAGAACUACAAUAGAAGAGUGUUUUAAGAGAAAACUAUUUGGUCUUCCACAUUCUUUUGUUGACUUUGUGAAAGAAGUCAAAGCUGGAAUGGUUUUAUUUCUUUUCGAAUUUGAGCAAAGAAAACUAUAUGGUGUAUUUCAGGCUGUAACAGAUGGUUCAAUGAAUAUUGUACCCAAUGCAUAUCGUUCAACAGGAAAAUCAUUCCCUGCACAGAUUCGAUUUAGUGUGAUUUGGAAUUGUCGUCCUCUUUAUGAACAUGAUUUCUGUGAUGCUAUUCAAGAUAAUUACUAUGCAGCUACGAAGUUCAACUUCGGUCUGUCUAAAGAUCAGGUUCAAAGGCUCUUAUACUUGUUUGAUUCUAGAAAGGUCAGAGUACAAAGAUCUCUCAAAAAGAAGAAAGUCAAAUCAUUGGAUAUAGUAAAUCCCUUGGCUGAUUCUGGCAAACUUGAGCUGAAGAGAGACGACUCCAUGGCUGAAAGUCAAGCUAGGAAUUCAGUGGAUGUACCCCAGUCACUGAAUGCAGGGAUAUCUUUUUUCCAGGCUCCAUUCGUGUCUGGAACAAGCAACGAGUUUACCUCAUUUCAUGAAUAUGCUACUCACUCUACCGGUAUUUCAGUAAGCUCAUCUUUUUCUUUAAGUCAAUCGGUCCCAUUGCAAAAAGAGUCAGAGCACAUAGACACCUCUUCUUAUAAUGCUUCAUUGGGCCUCGGCGAUUACAUACCACUGUCUUUCCCUGAACAUCUUGAUGCAACAGAGAAUGAGAAUGCUUUCUCAGAGGCUGGGGUUUUGAAAGAUAACCAAAUAGAAUCUGCCUCUUGUGAUGAUUAUAUAGAUCUGUCCUCCUCUGAAGCAUGUAUAUUUCCCAUGCCUUUUGGACUGAUGGAUUCAAAUCAGCCAUCUUCUGUAUUCAGUCCAGAGAGGGAUCAAUGUGAUGAAAAAUACCCGAGGGUGAAGGGCCUGUAUUCUGAUACUCAAGACAAAAGAACAAGUGUGUUUUCUCGUUUGAAUUUGGUGUCAAAAGCUGCUGUAGAAGAUGAUGAAGACGACUCUCAAGUGACUGAAUCAGUGCAUGAAAUUAUGGAGAAGUUGCAGUGGUCUCAUGAAAAUUGGAAAAGGACGACAAGGAAAACUAAAAGUAUUUCACGUGAAAAAGGAGAUAGCCAUCUGAAAAAGAGAGCUAGUGUGUUUUCUCGCUUAAAUUUUGCUUCUGACAAUGCUGUGGAAGAAAAGAAAUUUGAUAUCCAGGUAGAUAAUUUAGUGGGCAGAAAUGCAGAAAUAUUUCUGGGGAAUAAGAGAGAGACACGCAAAGCAGCUAUCAGAAAUCAUGAUAGUGAGAACUUACAGAUGACUAUCCAGGUGCAGAUGAAUGAAGAUACAUCUCAAGUUGAAGAGGAUCUGGUGGAUAAAUGGACUGGGAAACAAAUUGGAGAAUGCAUUCCACUUCUGAAUGUUAAUGACGAGGGCAAAAUGGUGAAGAUAGAGUGUGAAACUAAGGGAAGAGAUCAUGUAGAUGGUGAAGAACAACAGAAGAGAAGAUUAGUUAGGCCAAUGCUAACAAACAAGUCAGAUGCCAAAACCGAGGAUAAUCAAACCAGGUUAUCUCAAAAUGACAUAAAACCAGCUCUGAUAUACCCAACCAUUAGUGAUGGCAAUAGUGAAGAGCAGUUGAAAGGCUCGACCAAAAUGGAUUCAAUGUUGAUAAAACAAGAUGGUCCGGGAAAGAACUGUUUUGGAGAGGUGGGCACAAAGCCAUUGAAUGUAUGCCAGCUUGGUUGUUUGUCUGCAUCAGCUGCUAUCAAAGAUGUGGACAAAGAAGUACUCAUUGUAGAUGAAGGACAAGCGGAAUGUACAAAGACAUUUUUUGGCACUGGGCGUGAAGAAUGUGGUGAGCAAGAUGCUGGACUUAUAUGUGAAACUGGUGGUGUUCGGUACCUUUAGAACUUGUUAAUAGCGUAUGACUCAAAAUCUUUUUGUGUUAACCGUACAUAAUGAGGGAACUUGGAGGAAUAUUUGAAAGAAACCGGUGAAUGAAGGAAUCAUUUAAAAUUGUGAAUGAAAGUAGUCUUGAGAGCACAAAUGUUUGUUUCUGUUCCAAGAAGAAUUAAGUGAGUAGAAUUACUAUGUAGAUAGUUAGAAGGAGCGGAGUAUAGAAUCCUAACCAUUUGAGCAUCUCAAAUAUUGUAACUAUGUUUUUGUGCACUGGCAAUUACACAAACUAUUAUUGCAAGCACAUUGGUCCACAAUCCUUCUCUUCUCA
This is a messenger RNA of Camellia sinensis, 2730 nucleotides long. RefSeq lists its product as uncharacterized. NCBI's taxonomy places the organism in Eukaryota, Viridiplantae, Streptophyta, Magnoliopsida, Ericales, Theaceae. The record is from RefSeq and is a predicted model, not a curated record.